AUGACUUCUUCGAACACAUCAUCUGCAGCUUCCACCCCAGGAUCAUUGAGUCAAGCUCCUGCCGAGAAACCCUCCGCUCCCCCCAUCAAUGUCCUCCCCUCACAGCUUGCGCAAAGUUACUCGCUGGUGUACCCUCUCGUUCUCCUUGGGCUAUGCGCGUGGCGGUUUGAGGCAGUGGUUGAAAGCACCACACGGGAGCUUCUGAGAGAUCUACCCUGGCUUGCGGCCCUUCAAUUCGUCUAUGUUAUAACUUGUCUGCCGCCAGCUGGCAGCUCGUUUGGCGAGGUCACGCCGGGCCCGGAAGACAAGAAGAGAGCUUCACGGUCGUCCACGGGGUCCUCGGCCCCGGUUCGUCCUGGGAAAUCGUCGCAGCGUCGCAAGCCUUCCGCAAAGAUUUCAUGGGCGUCUGUUUGGGCCAGAUUGAUGCCCGCAUUCCUCGCUUUCGGGCUUACUACCCUUCUUGCUACUCCGGCAAUUGCCAUUCUUCUCGUCCUAUUUGGUGCUCCGUUGACGACCCAUAAUGUGGAAACCCUCCUUUGCGCCGCCCACAUGGCCCUCCUGUCCUCCACGCCGCUGAUCUACGUCCAUGGCGUCGACGCCACGGUGUGGAAAGAAGUUUGGGGCAUUGCCCGCCCUGCGGAUAUUGUCUGGGGCAGUGCGCUCGGUACUGGGUUAGGCGCAUGGUUCGGGGCAAUUCCCAUCCCCCUGGACUGGGACCGACCUUGGCAAGCAUUCCCCAUCACAAUUCUGACUGGUGCUUAUAUCGGAUACGCGAUGGGAGGUUUGCUUUCUCGGACCCCAUUUGUCUAUGGAAAGCGAAUCCAGUUCGCUCCUGAACCCGCAGAUGAGGACGAGAAGAAGACAAACUAA
Messenger RNA from Penicillium diatomitis, 870 nucleotides. RefSeq names its product PIG-F family protein. The record is from RefSeq and is a predicted model, not a curated record. The transcript is spliced from 3 exons. Gene Ontology annotation, biological process: GPI anchor biosynthetic process. NCBI's taxonomy places the organism in Eukaryota, Fungi, Ascomycota, Eurotiomycetes, Eurotiales, Aspergillaceae. Gene Ontology annotation, cellular component: endoplasmic reticulum membrane. Bases 1 to 870 code for a protein of 289 amino acids.